GGUUUCUGUCGUUUACAGGCGGCAAUAGAUUUGGCCCACAUUUCUCUGGCCGUCAAUAAUACACGUGUUGUGGACAGCAUUCAGGUGUCGGCACAGCAAAUGCCUACCCCAUCGGUCACACAUGUGGUCCGCAAUAAACCAAAUAACUAUAAUUUGAUAGAUUAUUAUAAGAAAGUUAUAUUUGUAAUAGUGUUUGAAUUGUUACUUAUGUUACCCGUUGUGGUGAAGCGUAUAGUAGAGGACAGACAAACACUGAUUACCGACUAUUUGCUACGUCUGGGCGUCAAUAAGAUUGACUACUGGUUGGCAAUUAUCAUAGAUUCCCUGACCGUAAUCGGUGUCCAGUAUAUGAUUGUUACGGCAAUUCUUGGUGAAGAACUCAUCACUAGAUUAGGUCUUAACGAAGCCAUAGACAAACAGGCAUUACAUCUGUCCGGCGGUACUCUUCGACGACUGGUUCUGUCUUUGGCUCUCAUCGGACACAACGAUGUCUUAGUAUUAGACGAACCGACGGCUGCUUUGGAUCCGAAGGUUAGACAACAGACAAUAUUAGUAAAUGAGUUGUCGUUUUUGGUGAACAGAAGUGAAUGUUUGGGUUUAUUGGGAACCAAUGGUUCGGGAAUGACAUCAACCUUUAGACUACUCACAGGAGAUCUGGACUCAGACUCCGGUAACGCAUACUUGGGCUCAGACGCAGACCUGAGGAAAAAAUCGGGACAAUUCUUCUCACGAAUCGAUUAUUGUCCACAAAAUGACGCCCUUUUGGAUCCGUUGACAGGAAUGCAAACUCUAGUAUUCUUUGCCCGAAUCCGUGGUCUCGAGAGACAGACUUACGACACAUUCAUUGGCGUGGAGUUUACCGGCAGUGCCAUCAGUGGCUCUACACUACUCGACAACAGGCUACGGGUGCCCAAACAUCUGGCCUAUACUAUAACAUUAAAGGAUAUGAACUAUCACGAACCCCUAACGUACGAGCCAUAUCGACUACGAUAUUAUAACUUUGGUUUCUGUCGAUUACAGGCGGCCAUAGAUUUGGCCCACAUUUCGCUGGCCGUCAAUAAUACACGUGUUGUGGACAGCAUUCAGGUGUCGGCACAACAAAUGCCCACCCCUUCCGUCACACAUGUGAUCCGCAAUGAAGACAUUACAUACAAUUUGAUGAAUGGUUAUGAGAUAGUUAUGUUACAUUAUCACAAACUUAACAAUGAAUACAAUGGGCAACACCACUUCGCAUAUCAUCUCCUUGGUGAAGAACUCAUCACUAGAUUAGGUCUCAGCGAAGACAUUGACAAACAGGCGUUACAUCUGUCCGGCGGUACUCUUCGACGACUGGUCCUGUCUUUGGCUCUCAUCGGACACAACGAUGUUUUAGUAUUAGACGAACCGACGGCUGCUUUAGAUCUGAGGCUUAGACAACAAUUUUGGGAUCUAAUGAAAGACUCGACAAAAAACAAAACAGUUUUGAUUACUUCUCACGACUUCGAAGAAGCGAAUCUACUCUCGGAUCAGAUCUGUAUUAUCUCUAAAGGAGUUAUUUGUUUCAAUGGAACCACUCUUCAGAUGAAACACGAAUUCAAUUCCGGAUAUGAAUUGAAAAUUAAUAAAUCAAAUGAAAUGCAAACCGAGAGUCUUAUAAAGAAGAUAAUUGCAAAAUACAGUGAAAUCAAGAGUUUAUCGAAAAAUAGUUUGGGAGACAAUGAAGAACUGGUUUUUGGUCUAAACAUUGAACAAAACGAUAGAUUCGGACAAAUGUUUGACGAAUUAGAGAGAAAUAAGACUUUAUUAGCGAUUAAUAACAUGUCGUUAGGGAUGACAACACUCGAGGGCUCUUACGCUCAGAUUGUCUCAAAAGCGGACAACAAUUUGCCCGAAGAUCUCAACAUUGAUAUCAAUGAUAAUAGCGAAGUGAAUGUUUGGGUUUAUUGGGAACCAAUGGUUCGGGAAAGACAUCAACCUUUAGACUACUCACUGGAGAUCUGGACUCAGACUCCGGUNAACAGAAGUGAAUGUUUGGGUUUAUUGGGAACCAAUGGUUCGGGAAAGACAUCAACCUUUAGACUACUCACUGGAGAUCUAGACUCAGACUCCGGUAACGCAUACUUGGGCUCAGACGCAGACCUGAGGGUAAAAACACAGAAAUACUUCUCACAAAUCGGUUAUUGUCCACAAAAUGACGCCCUUUUGGAUCCGUUGACAGGAAUACAAACUCUUGUAUUCUUCGCCAGAAUUCGUGGUCUCGAGAGACAGACUUACGACACAUUCAUUACAAACAUAAUAAAUAAGUUUGAAAUGAAAGCAAUAAUUGACAAAAGGGUCUCCACUUAUAGCGGGGGUAACCGUCGAAAGCUGUCUCUGGCGGCGGCACUGAUGGGCACUCCCGGGCUAUUACUGCUUGACGAACCCACUAAUGGUGUCGACCCCUCCUCUCGGCUUAAAAUAUACAAAAUAUUAAAUGAUUUAAUGAUUUCGUCAAACAUUUCAAUACUAUUAACGUCUCAUAAUAUGAUUGAAUGCCAGAUAUUAUGCAAUCGUUUGGCGAUUCUCUCGAAAGGUGUGAUCAAAACCAUUGGAUUCACUGAUGAACUGAAGACUAGAUAUGCCGUAGGAUUUGAUAUCAUUGUUAAAGUGAAUAGAGAUUCAAAUGAAGCAAUCAUUGAAACACUGAAGUGUCGGAUGAGAGAAAUGUUUGGAGAAAAAUGUGUUGAAAAAUAUAGUAAUUUUGGUCUCAUUUAUUAUAAUCUUAUGAAUAGUGACAUAAAGUUACCGCAAAUUUUCAAUUCAUUGCAAACAUUAAAAUGUGAACUCAAUUUAGAGGACUAUUUGGUAUCAAACUCUUCAUUACAACAGGUCUUCCUAUCCAUCACUCAAUCCGACAAUAAUAUCAUUCAUUAA
Molecule: messenger RNA, 2892 nt
Organism: Medioppia subpectinata
Lineage: Eukaryota; Metazoa; Arthropoda; Arachnida; Sarcoptiformes; Oppiidae
Source: the annotation of a GenBank genome assembly